GCUGGCUCUACAUAACUGGUGCUUACACAUGGAAUAAUGUGUUGCGUAUCUUCAGUAGUUCUGCAAAGAAGGGACACCCUGGAGGGAAGGAGAGGCUGUGCUGUUGUUGGGUCACCUUGCAGAGUUUUCAGAGGUAAAAGCAGGACUCUGCAAGUUGGGGUAGCCCCCAGAACCAGGUUGAAAUCUCUUCCUGUCCUCCAGAGGAUUUCCAAAACUUGUUUGGUUUUGAAAUUGAACAAGACUGGAAAUCGGUAUAAUCUUCACAUUUCUUUGAAUAAGAAGUAACAAUGGAACGAAGGCAAAGAGGAGUCAGUGCUGGACUGCUUUUGCUGCUUUAUCAGAUUUCUCAAGUUGGAUUCCAGAACAUUCCCUCUGUUACCCUUGGGGUGCUUGUACUGAAUGUUUUUCUCUUUCUGAAUCCUUUGAGGCCACUGACUGAAGUGUGUCUCAGUGUAAAUGAAGCUGUCCACAAAAAGAACUGGCAGCGUUUGCUGCUUGCUCCUUUCCACCAUGCAGAUGAUUGGCAUUUGUAUUAUAACAUGAUUUCCAUGCUUUGGAAGGGCAUAAUGCUGGAAAGAAAGCUGAAGAGCUUAUGGUUUGCCUACAUAAUUGCAGUAUUUUCAGUACUGAUUGGAAUAGUUUACAUUGUGCUGGAAGUCCUGCUUGUGAUAAUUCUGGAUGAUCCUUCCUAUGAAAUGAAUUGUGGUGUAGGUUUUUCAGGAGUCUUGUUUGCUUUGAAAGUUCUGAACAACCAUUAUAAUCCAGGAAGAGUGAGCAGUGUCCUUGGAUUGCCAAUAUCCAGUAAAUACGCUUGUUGGGUGGAGCUGAUAGCUAUUCAUUUAAUCUCCCCAGGGACUUCUUUCGCUGGGCAUCUCUCAGGGAUUCUUGUUGGAUUGAUGUACACUAUGGGACCUCUGAAAAAGAUCAUGCAAGCCUGUGCAGCUGGCAUUUCUUUCUUCACUGAGCCUGACAGGCCUAGAGACUACUAUUCAGGGUAUUAUGGCUAUUAUCCAGAUUAUCAAUACAGAACUCCAAGGAGCUACUUUGAUUAUACAGGUGGGCUCAGUGAAGAAGAACAGCUUGAAAGGGCAGUGCUAAACAGUCUUAAUGAAAGAGAUUUUGGUGGAGGAGGAACACACAAUAAUGGGCAGCGACCUUACGGGUUUUGGUUCCCACCUGAGAACUCAGAAGAGGACAUGAGAAGGCGAAGGCUUCGUAGGUUUGACAGAUGAUGAAGUUGGCAGGUGUUGAUGUAAAUUGUAAAGUGCUAUUCAGACCUGCCAAAAUAUUUACAGAUUUACUUGUAAUCUGUAAUUUACAGAAUAAUUUAUAAUCUUUCUUCCAUUAUUUUUACUACUUGUUGCAAAACUGCAUAGGAUUUUGUGAGUUCAGACACAAAGUUGGAACUUGAAUAAGAAAUGUGAGAUAAGAACCAAAAUGUGAUCUUUGGCUGUCUCCACCUUAAUGCACCUUAAAUGGAAGAAGACUGAUGGUUUUACCAAACUGUCUUUUUUCCUUGUAUUAUUUUGUAUAGCUUUAAGAAUUCCUUGGCUUCUUGACUGCUGAUGUUCUCAGACAACAGAUUUUCUUCAUCCAUUGCAGCUGAAAUGUUACAUUUUCUAUGUGACUUUAAAACUAUGCAAUUUUUCCUUACAAACCUUUCUCAGUUAUCUGUGAUGACCAGCUCAUUUUUUGGGAUUGCCAGGUGAAAUGACACUUGAAAGAUUGCUUUGAUGGCAGUGGCUGGGCCACGUGAGUCUAGGCUUAAAAGCUUUUGAGCAGACAAAUAGUUGCAGCUGUCUUUCUCCUGCUGUCCUUACCAAGGAGUUACUUAAUACAAACUUCAGUGUUGCGGUCUUCCUCACACCGUAUUAUCUAGAGCUUGGAUGUGAUAAAGCUGAGUUGUAACUACUUAGGUUUUCCUAAACCCUUUCUUAAUAUUUAUAUCUUAAAUCAAAAACUGCUGCCCUUUACAGAGCUGAAAUAAUUUGUUAGGAGUUUCAUGUAAAGGUAUGUGGCUAUGCCAUACAAAGCAUAUAUUUAUUCAGUAAUAUACUUUUGUAAAUCAUCUAUUUCACUUUGUAAGAAGGCUUGGAAAUUUUAUUUUGUAUAUGCUGUUCAUGCAGCUUUAAAAAUUCCACUAUUUCUCAAUAUUAAUCUUGUUUGAAAACCAAUAUCAGACCUGAGAGUUUGUAGACCUGUGGAGAUCAUGCCUAAACACAGGCUACCUUGAGUUCUUCAUUUUUGAGAAUUUCCUUACCCAACUAGAGGAGACCUGAGAGCUCAGUUGUCCCUCUGGGCACUCCCUCCACACAAGGCUGUCCUGCCUGUGGCACUGCUGCCUGUUAAUGUUCUGAUGAACCUCGAGGGGUUUGGUUCCAGUAUUGCCCUGAAAAAUCACUCCUUGUCCAGGCAUUUUAUCCUCAGAAUGGAAGAAUUUGGGGAUGGUCCUCUAUUGCAGAGAGGUGUGAUUGCAGAAGAAUAAUUUGGUCAUUGGCUUUUGACACAGAAUUUACUGGAAUUUCCUCAUCAGCACUGAUGGAGUACAGGAUUAGGAUAAGCAGUUUAAGGGUUUCACCAACCUGUGCUUUAUGAAGUCUGCUUUUCUAUGAGGUUAUUUUUUGAGCUGUGUAUUUCAUACAGAAAAAAUACCCUCAAAGGAGGUUUUUUUACUGUGUUCUUUAAAUAAAUACCUGCAUUUUCUGUUUGUAGCUAAUGUAUGUGUAGGGAAAGCUCUUGUUUGCUGGGAAAAGCACAAUAUCAGGAUGCAGGCUUCAGGCUCGGGGUUUUGGGACACAACAGAUGAAAUUGCAAUGGGACUCCAGGUACAGCCAAUGCUGAUUUCUGAUGUGUGCUUGGUUGGUUUUGUAUAUAUUCAACAGCCAUAGAAUUAAACAGCAGACACUUUUAUAGAAGGCCAACUUUUUUAUGUUCACUGCAUAUUUUUCUCAGCAGUUAAUAAUUGGACGUAAAUGAGAAGGAUGUAGCAUUGGUUCCUCAGAAAUCCUUUAAUGCUCUGGUCAAAAGUUGCAGUGUAACAUACUGUGUGGGUUAAGUUCUGAUAUUUUACUUAUUUAAAAGCACAGGAUGUGCUGCUAGUCAGGAUAAAAAGAUACUUAAGGAAAAUCAAAAACCCGAUUGCAAUUUUAUAAGCACUUGGUUUUGUAAAGUGAGCUUAGACAUACAUACCAUUAAAUAAUCACAAAAAUUGUCAGUACUAAUAAAUGUUCCGUUGUUUUGACAUUUUUUUGUAUACAGA
Messenger RNA from Hirundo rustica (Barn swallow), 3259 nucleotides. RefSeq names its product rhomboid domain containing 1 (gene RHBDD1). Gene Ontology annotation, cellular component: membrane. The coding region runs from base 288 to 1232 and encodes 314 amino acids. The transcript is spliced from 7 exons. The record is from RefSeq and is a predicted model, not a curated record. Lineage: Eukaryota; Metazoa; Chordata; Aves; Passeriformes; Hirundinidae. Gene Ontology annotation, molecular function: serine-type endopeptidase activity.